Brassica oleracea var. oleracea is the source of this 591-nucleotide messenger RNA. RefSeq lists its product as uncharacterized. NCBI's taxonomy places the organism in Eukaryota, Viridiplantae, Streptophyta, Magnoliopsida, Brassicales, Brassicaceae. The record is from RefSeq and is a predicted model, not a curated record. Bases 1 to 591 code for a protein of 196 amino acids. The transcript has a single exon.
AUGACUCAGGCUCAGCUUGUCGGAAAGGGUGGUGAUGGGAAGAAUGGUGAAGGGAAUCGUAAGCGGUUUAAGAUCUCUAUCCCUCACUUUGACAACUCUAAUCUGAUCAAGAGCUACUCUAAGACUCUGAACAGGAAAUGUAUGAACCCGGCGGAGCAAGACGUCACAGCUCUCCUUGUGAUGUUACCAAAAAAUUGGAAGGUGGAAGAGAGGGUUGUGGGAGCAGACCUGGGAAUGGGAAGGUUCCAGUUUCACUUUGAUACGGAGGAAGACAUUGUGGCGGUAUUGGAGAUGCAACCGUGUCAUUUUGAUUACUGGAUGAUAGCACUAGCUCGAUGGAAACCAAGGAUGGUGAGAGACUUCCCUUCGGAGAUUCGUUUUUGGAUCAAGACUGAGGGAGUCCCCACAGAGUUCUGGUCAACCCCUACUUCUCAGAGCAUUGGAGACGCUAUUGUUGAAACUAUAGAUGUGGAUCUUGACUAUGGAAAGAUGCGUGUGAUCAUAGAUGGACGUAAGGAGUUGUGCUUUGAGACCACAGUGGAUUUCAAAGGUGGAGAAUACUACGAGGAAGAGGAGGCUCUAGUCACUUAG